UCUGAAGAACAUGACUUCUUUACAAUCCCUCUCGCAACGGCAACUGCGGCCCCUGGUUUAUCGGACUGUUAUCUCAUCACGGUCAUGGCCGAAGGCGGGAGACCUGAUUUCUUCCCGGGCGGAGCUGGGACUUUCCCAAGACAGCUACCCGACAAUUGCGUCGAGUACGUCUUGGUUAUUAUUGACAGCCAAAUCGAAAAUCGCAAACUCCUUUCAGAGCUUGAACACGUUCGCAAGCUGGCCCUACAGCUACGCGAUCGCCUGGCUGGAGACUACAUCUGGCAACGUGACGAGUUUCAGCUUCAGGUUACCAGCAAGAAUGGGCUGCACUACCUGCAGGGCACAACUAACUAUGGUGACUCCGUCGAGGACGAGUGGCUCAUAGUCUUCCUCCUCCGCGAAUUGACCAAGUCCAGGCCCGACCUGUGGGCACGUGUCGCGGACAGUGACGGCGAGUUUCUCCUCAUCGAAGCAGCCAAUGUGGUUCCAAGGUGGCUCAGUCCGGAGAUUGACGGCAACAGAGCUUGGAUUCACCAGGGCCACCUCAAAAUCAUUACGUCGGACGAAACCAAGUCGCCCAAGCGCCCUUUGUCCCUUGUGGAAGCAGUGCAAAUACUGCAGUACAGCCCCGAACUAGUCGAACAUCACUCUGUGGUCGAAGAGGAGGCGUUCUACCGCCUGGCAAAAUAUCCGCAACAAAUCACAUAUGCUAUACAUUUCUCUGUCGUAACUAUACCCCGAAAGCUGGCUCACUUAAUCCAUCUACGACCUUCAACCAUCGCGUCGGCUGUCGAAGCAUUCUAUACUCGCAACCCAGUCUCUCUCAAGCUAUUGGACUCAGACUCUGCUCAUUUGCACUUUCCACCAGAAGAUCUCGUUUCAGUGAGUGUAAAGUUCACCAAGGUGCUCUUUGCGCAGCUCAAAUCCCAGCAAUUUGCGCCGCCCGCUGCAUGGGCCAAGACGAUUCAAAUGGCCGAGGCCAAGGCCGAGCAGGCUGAAACUGCCAAACGAGAUCUGGAUCGGUUGGAGACUGGCAUGAAGUUGACCAGUGGCUAUGAGAUCCUCGCCAGCUCUGCAACCUCAAAAGACAGUCGUUUGGUACGAGAGUUUGCAAUUCUUCUUGAUGACCUGGAGACAGACAUGCAGCAAGAUGGAAUUGGUAUACUCCCUUCGAAUGAAACAAUGCUAUCUUGGCCUCAUGGAGGCCGCGAUGACGAUGAAUCAUGGCUGGACAUUAACUUCGAGGACUUUGAGCAUGAACUGGAUGGCAAAAAGCGGCAGCAUGGCGGCGACAAGAGCGGCUUUGGCAGUGCUACGGCCCAUGCGGACUUGCAAAAGAUUGUGUCUCGCUUCGAGUCGUUUCUCAACGACGAGAGUGCCGGCAUCGAGGGUGCCCAAGUUGAAGAUAUGGAUGAAGAUGACGAUGAAUUGUCCGACAGUCAGGAAAGCGACACUGAAACUGAUGAUAUAGGAGUGCAGCUGGACGAGGCGAGAUUCGCAAGCAUGAUGAGGGACAUGAUGGGGAUCUCGACUGGCGUCGUCCAUCAAGAACACGCACCCGAAAACCUGUCCUCCAGGCGCAGGCAAAGCGUCGGAUCGGACGAUCUCGACGACAUGGAGAUACAAGAGCUUUCAGCCCAGAUGCAGGCCGAGCUCGACGGGCACGGUGCUCUCAGACUGGAUCACGGAUCACCAGAAGUGAAGAUGUUGGAGAGAGGAAUGAAGCAGGGAGGCGACCAAGACGACGACAGUCGGAGCAGCGACGACGAAGCGUUAGAUAUUGACUACAAUCUAGCCAAGAAUCUGCUUGAGAGCUUCAAGAGCCAAGCAGGGCUUGCUGGGCCAGCCGGGAACAUACUGGGGAUGAUGGGGAUGCAGCUACCCCGAGACGAGCAAGAGCACGAGCAUCAAAGUCAGACAGAGUAACGAGGGCCGCAAAGGAAUGGCAGCCAAUUAUUUCAGA
Microdochium trichocladiopsis is the source of this 1963-nucleotide messenger RNA. RefSeq names its product SGT1 protein-domain-containing protein. Gene Ontology annotation, cellular component: nucleus. The record is from RefSeq and is a predicted model, not a curated record. Bases 85 to 1926 code for a protein of 613 amino acids. Lineage: Eukaryota; Fungi; Ascomycota; Sordariomycetes; Xylariales; Microdochiaceae. The transcript has a single exon.